Molecule: messenger RNA, 2580 nt
Organism: Punctularia strigosozonata HHB-11173 SS5
Lineage: Eukaryota; Fungi; Basidiomycota; Agaricomycetes; Corticiales; Punctulariaceae
Exons: 4
Coding region: 1-2580 (859 amino acids)
Source: RefSeq, a predicted model, not a curated record
AUGUCACAUGGUGCCCCACGUGCAAAUGAGGCUUAUCAGCAGUCGAUCCAUACUUUGAAUCCAUCAAUUGUACCAGAUCAUGAAAAUGUCUAUGCACCAUUCAUCUCUAAGAUGGAUUGGGAAAUAGCACAAUGGGCAAAGCUGCGAGGACCAGGCUCAACCGCAUUCUCUGAGCUCCUGGCUAUCGAUGGGGUUGCUGAUGCACUCAACUUAUCAUUUAAAAACACUCCCGAGCUCAAUCGUAUCAUCGACAACAAGCUACCAAGUAAUCGCCCCCCAUUCCUUCGUGAUCAGAUAGAAGUCGCAGGCCAGUCAUAUGACGUCUACUAUCGGGACAUCAUUCAAUGUGUCAGAGCCUUGUUUGGCGACCCAAACUUUGAUCCCAAUCUCAUCUUGCAGCCUGAACGGCACUAUACAGAUUCAAGCAAGCAGAAACGUGUGUACCAUGACAUGCACACGGGCAUGUGGUGGUGGGAUACACAGGUUGAUCUCGAGGCAGCAAAGCCUGGUGCUACAAUUGUUCCGCUUAUCAUCUCUUCGGAUAAGACACAGCUUACACUCUUCCGAAACAAGUCAGCCUAUCCCAUUUAUCUGACAAUUGGCAAUAUUCCCAAGCAUAUACGUUCGAAGCCAUCGAAGCAUGCUCAGAUACUCCUAGGUUAUUUGCCGACUGCUCGCCUUGAACAUGUUCGAGGAGAUGCAAGCCGCCGUCGAGCACUAGGAAAUCUCUUUCAUGGUGCGGUUGCAAGAAUCUUGGAGCCCAUCAUUACCUAUGGCGAAACAGGGAUCCCUAUGACAAGAGCAAGUGGUGCUAUCCACAGGUGUCAUCCAAUCUUUGCAAUUUUUGUUGGUGACUACCCAGAGCAGUGCGCAGCUACUGCCACAAAACACGGACACUGUCCUAAAGGCACAACCCCUCAUGAUCAACUGGGUGAACCCCCUCCACACAAUCCUACGGGUAAUCCCCACACCUCGUCUGGCUGCCCUAAACAUGAUAUCGAAGCCAUUCUUCAAGCACUCGAGCUCUAUCCACGUGAUCCAACAGGUUUCGUUCAUGCAUGCAAUCAUUUAGGCAUCAAACCAGUAGCGCGGCCUUUCUGGAAGGACCUUCCAUAUCACAACAUCUAUGUUUCAAUCACCCCAGACAUUCUCCAUCAGCUGUAUCAAGGUCUCAUAAAACAUCUCAUCGCAUGGCUCAAGGAGAUAUUCGGUGCGCACGAGAUUGAUGCACGGUGCCAACGGAUGCCCUUAAAUCACUGCACACGGAUAUUCACCAAUGGUAUCACCUCACUCAGCAGAAUCACAGGAAAGGAGCACCGUCAAAUUUGUGCCAUACUCCUUGGUCUCAUCGUUGAUCUACCCCUUCCUUCUGGACAGUCACCAACACGUCUCAUAACUGCUACUCGUGCAGCCUUGGAUUUCCUCUACAUUGCACAGCUUCCUGUCCAAUCUGCAGACACUCUCACAGUUAUGCAAGACUCAUUGAAGAUAUUUCACUCAAACAAGCAGAUCUUUGUCGAACUUGGGAUUCGGAAAAAUUUCAAUCUUCCCAAGCUUCAUAGUAUGUCGCAUUACUAUGAAGGAAUCAUGAACUUUGGCACCACAGACAACUACAACACAGAGAUGUCUGAGCGUCUACACAUUGACCUCGCCAAAGAGGCAUAUCGUUCAACAAAUCACCGCGAUGAGUACCCACAGAUGACAGGUUGGCUCGAGCGGCGGGAGAAAAUACAGCGCCACAGCACACAUAUAUCAGCAAGAUUGAACCCUUUAGAUUCAUCAAGAGACAAUCAGGAAUCAUGCCUUCAUUUGCACCCGACAGCAUCUAAAUAUCCCUCAGUAAAGGCGGUCUCACUUGACUCACUGACAGACAACUACGGGACACAUGACUUCGGAGAUGCCCUUGCAGAUUUCAUCAUUGGUUACAAGAAUCCCUCAUGGUCAACCUCACAGAUACGUCAUGCUGCAGAAAAUCUGCUCAUUCCAUUUCGACGGGUUCCUGUGUUCCAUCAUCUGAAGUUUAGGGACAACAAUGGCAGCAUAUAUGAUGCUAUUGAUGCCCAGCCUUCACGCAAGAACACACGUGGACAACUGAUCCCUGGACGGUUUGACACUGUCCUAGUAAAGGAUGAGUCAAGAGCUGGACGCCACAUUCAUCCUUACCGGGUUGCUCAAGUCCGAGCAAUAUUUACACUUCCCCAACAUGCUAUUGAACGCUGGUUUCCUUCAAAUACAAGUCAUCCAGGUCCACCACCGCCAAAGCACCUGGCAUAUGUCGAAUGGUUCACACCCUUUGCAGCCAGGCCACAUUCAUCACAUGGAAUGUAUAAGAUUCGACGUUCCUACCAGAACAAUCGCCGGCUUGCAUCGGUGAUUGACAUACAGUGCAUUUACCGCAGUGUCCACCUUAUUCCAUGUUUCGGACCUGAAGUUCCCUUACAGUGGACCAGCUUCAAUGUCCUUGAUGAAUGUGACAAUUUUUAUGUGAAUUGCUUCACAGACCGGCAUACCUACAUCACAUUAUGUUGUGCCUUGGCCAGCAUCUCAUUUCUAUUCACAACAUCUCUUACUAUCAUAUAA